AUCUCUGUUUCAGAAGAGAAGGCGAAGAAAUCGAGAGAGAUCUUUCUGAGUUCAACAAUGGCGGAUUAUCAUUUCGUGUACAAGGACGUGGAAGGAGCGUCGACGCAAUGGGACGAUAUACAGAGGAAAUUGGGGAAUUUGCCGCCGAAGCCACCUGCGUUCAAGCCUCCGCCAUUCGAGCCCGCAGCCGACCAGGAUUCCGCCCCCAAGGACAAGACCUGGAUUGACCAGAAGAACGAGGAAGAAUUAGAAGAGCUUGAGGAUGAUCUCGACGACGAUCGCUUCCUCGAAGAAUACAGAAAGAAGAGGUUGGCAGAGAUGAGGGAAGCAGCUAACAUUAGCAAGUAUGGAUCAGUAGUUCUAAUAUUAGGAUCAGAUUUUGUGCGGGAAGUUUCUCAAGCUGCACCUGAAGUUUGGGUAGUUGUGAUUCUCUACAAAGAAGGAUUUCCAGAAUGUAGACUUCUUUUACAGUGUCUGGAAGAACUGGCAUCAAGAUACCCAGCAACUAAGUUUGUCAAGAUAAUAUCUACAGAUUGUAUUCCUAACUAUCCAGAUCGUAAUCUGCCCACCCUUUUGGUGUAUAACAAUGGUGCGGUAAAAGCUAAUUAUGUGGGAUUGAAUAGUUUUGGCCAGAGGUGCACACCUGAAGGCGUGGCCUUAGUUCUCUGUCAAUCAGAUCCUGUUCUGAACGAUGGUCAAAGUGGAAGCAAUCCAUCAAGGGAGGCCGUGAUUCAAGGAAUUCGACAGAAAUUUAUAGAGAAAGUUGUGACAGAACAUGAAGAUGACAAUGAUGAUGGAUCAUCAAGUGAUUAAAAAUCUUAGUAGCUCAGCUUGCUUUUGUCGAAGGGAACAAAAAAUUAGUGUUAAUGGAUAAUCGUUGUUCUUUCCUGGUUUGCUUUCGCUGCUUUAUUCUUGUUCAGCAUAUGUUGACUUGAAUUUCCAAUGUAUGUCUUUCCAUGUAACUUAGCCUUUUGUAUUGUCUCGUCCAUUCAAUUAAAUUUUAAAUAUGAUC
Molecule: messenger RNA, 1012 nt
Organism: Rubroshorea leprosula
Lineage: Eukaryota; Viridiplantae; Streptophyta; Magnoliopsida; Malvales; Dipterocarpaceae
Source: the annotation of a GenBank genome assembly